Messenger RNA from Striga asiatica, 345 nucleotides. The record is from the annotation of a GenBank genome assembly. Lineage: Eukaryota; Viridiplantae; Streptophyta; Magnoliopsida; Lamiales; Orobanchaceae.
ACAUUUAAGAUGAUGCAUUUAGUUCUUGAUCAAUUUGUUAAUAAGCCAGAUAACUCUGCAUAUCGUUCAAAGACAGAAAAAAAUCCAACAUUGACAUCAUUUACCAGAAGACAUGGCUUCUUCAAUCCUCUUUAUGACUACACUCAGAUUGUCUCCUUUUUCCAAAGCUUUGACGGCAGCCCGAUGGGCACCUGGGCUACGGAGAGUGGAGGUUCUAGAAGUACACUGAUGCUCCUGAAUAGGUUUUCAUCAUUCUCUCCUCCCUCAGCCUCACCAUAUACAAGAGCUUCAGCCGCAAUUCCAGCAAAAAGCACCAUGCAGUAUCUAAAAAUGUACAGCAUAUGA